AUGCAGGAACCAGAACCAGCCGAAGCCCCCCUCAGAAAUGAGGUCGUCCAGAACAGCGGCGAGGUGACCGGCAGCAUCCCUCUGCACCCCGAGGCGCCGAUUGCGCAGGCGAAUGUACGGCGCAGGCGCUUGGCGGGGGAGCAAGCGGCUGCGGUGGAGGCGCUUGGCACCUCGCUGGGGCCUGAAAUUUCUCUAGGGGGACCAGUCAUGGCUGAGGGUCGUCUGGGGGAUCCCUCUCUCGGCGAGCGGGUCAGCGACGCGGCCGGGCAGUCAGUGGGGCAGCAGGAGAGUGCACCGGACGAGGGAGAAGAGACAGGGGGAGUUGGCGGACUGCAAGAGGGGGGGGAGCAUGAUUGGGAUGGUGUGGGAGGCGACGGGCCCAUCGGCGGUGCUCGACGGUGGGGACUCAUCUCGGGCGCUAGAAGGGGCCAGCGGCGCAGUCGGAAAAGUGGUGAGAGGGGGCCGGUGAGUGACUCGCUGACGUCAGCAGGAGGGCCCCCCGAUUUCGCGGGCGCAGAAGGGCCUGUGAGACAAUCGAAACAGGGGCCACCGGGAGUCGGCCAGGACGUGCGAGGAAAGAACAAGUCACUUGCUGAGAUUGAAAAGCUGCCCGACGAUAGUGCGGGGCAGGCUGAGGGGUCAGUUUUUACUGAAGAGAAGCAGUGCGCCGAGUGCAGGACGACGAAGUACAGCAAAAGAAGGCGGUGGCCCCAGGGGUCUCCCGGGCGCGAACAGGAAGGCGGGAAGCGGAAGCCCAAGAGAGCCUUGUUCAACGAACCAGAGCGCCCCCGGAAGAAACGGCACGCUUCGGCUGCGGAAGCGGAGGUUUACGGAGUUCCCCUGGACAGCACGCUCGUGAACAGGCGGGUGGAAAUCUGGUGGCCUCUUGACGAAAGGUACUACGCCGGGCGGGUCACCCAGUUUGUGAGCGGCAACAAGCGGCAUGAGGUAUUGCAAAUACUCUAUGACGACGGAGACCUAGAGACAGUAAAAUUCGCAAAGGAGCGCUGGAAGCUCGUAGAGGAGGAGGACAAGAACGAGAGCGGAGAAAAGAGCAAGGUGGAGGAAGAGGGGUCACAGAAAACGGAAUACUUCAGAGGUGAGGCUGAGGGGGAGGGGGAGCCCAACGGACAAGGGCGUAACAAUGAGGUCACGGCGCUCGCGCAGACAGUGCUGGGGCCGGGUCACGCAGUCGCUUCCUCGAAGAGGAUCAAGGUGACUCCCAAGCGGCCGCGCGAAAACGGCCAAACUACUGCGGGGACGAAGAAGAAGAAGAGCCGGCGCGGAGAGGGUGAUCGAGGGGGGCCUCCAAAGAGCGCCGGUUCGGCAGGGGGGGAGGCAAAGCUAGUCACAUUUACGGAUGGGGGGGGCGGCGACACGCUUGGGCCUGGGCCUGUGGGACCACCUCCUGCGGAACAUCUGGAGAUCUUGCGCCACAUUUUUGAAAUGACGUCUGAGAUGGAGAGGGACGGAUGCUCGAGCGGCGGGACAGUGGGCGGUCAGAGACCACGCAGCGGCAAAGGGGCGGGAGAGCGAGAGAAUGGCGAAGUUGAGGCUGUCGCGAGGGCGACGGAAAAGCGACUUGGCGCUGCGGAGCGUGAGGCCGCUGGUGGAGAAGCUGGGCCGGAGACGCUGUCUUCCGAGGAGCUGCCCUCCGCAAGCCUGCGCGUAGAGAGUGUUAUUGAGUCAGGAAAGAUCCGAAUCCCGAUGUGCACAGGACGAGAGAUCACUUCUAGGAGGCGCAAGUGCACUUCGCGCCCUCCAAUCGCUCCGACUGCCCCCGACAUGAAGCGCCCAGCCCAAUUUUUUCGGGUGCAGCGAAUCUUCGGGUCAUUCCUGAAGAAGUAG
This is a messenger RNA of Klebsormidium nitens, 1848 nucleotides long. The record is from the annotation of a GenBank genome assembly. Lineage: Eukaryota; Viridiplantae; Streptophyta; Klebsormidiophyceae; Klebsormidiales; Klebsormidiaceae.